GCCGAGAAAAUUGCCAUGCUGGUGAAGGCCUUGAACAUCACAGUCGAGUCAUAUAGGCCAAGACUUUUUGCUAAGCUUAGCGAGAUGAACAUCAAGGAUCUCGUCAGUUGCGGCGCGUCGCGUUUGCUACUCCUGUCGAUUGUGCUGCUACCUCUGCUGUUCAUAUUAAAGAGAAGAAGAAGGAUGAGAGUGAUGAUUACAUGGGCUUCAGCUUUUUCGAUUAAGAGCCAAGUUUUUGGUAACCCGCAUGCCAUCAUCAGGAAGUAUGGUUUGAUGUGCUGCAGAGAAUGCUUCUGCACCAACGCCAAGGAUAUCGGCUUCGUCAAG
Molecule: messenger RNA, 327 nt
Organism: Striga hermonthica
Lineage: Eukaryota; Viridiplantae; Streptophyta; Magnoliopsida; Lamiales; Orobanchaceae
Source: the annotation of a GenBank genome assembly